Molecule: messenger RNA, 2006 nt
Organism: Nicotiana tabacum (common tobacco)
Lineage: Eukaryota; Viridiplantae; Streptophyta; Magnoliopsida; Solanales; Solanaceae
Product: fatty acyl-CoA reductase 2, chloroplastic-like
Biological process (GO): long-chain fatty-acyl-CoA metabolic process; suberin biosynthetic process
Cellular component (GO): intracellular membrane-bounded organelle
Molecular function (GO): alcohol-forming very long-chain fatty acyl-CoA reductase (NADP+) activity
Source: RefSeq, a predicted model, not a curated record
UUUUCUUCUUUCCCUUUUGCAUCAAUGGAGGCUUUGAGCACUCUAAGUUCUUGCUCUGUUAUAUCAACAACUGCUUUGAAAUUGUCUAAUAAUUCCACAAGAUGCCCUGCCAAGAAAGUUGACAACAUGAUAUAUUGCCAAAGUAGUGGUACAAAUGUUAUAAAAUCGUCUUCUAGGUCAUCGGUGAUUAGAUCGGAUCAUAGCACAGCUUUUAUGGAGGCUGCAGGAAGUUUGGUUUUGAGUCCAAAUAGUAACAGCCAAGCUGAAAUUAAGGUGAAAGAUUUGGUGCCUUAUGAAAGGCAUGAUGAUGGUAUAGGCAUUACCAAGUUUCUGAGGGGAAAAGCAUUUCUCAUUACUGGUGCAACUGGUUUUCUGGGAAAAGUUCUAAUUGAGAAGAUGUUAAGGACAGCACCUGAUGUGAACAAAAUAUUCAUCUUGAUCAAGGCAAAGAACAAAGAACAUGCUAUGAAGAGAUUGAAGAAUGAAAUCCUCAAUGCUGAUAUAUUCAAGUCCCUCAAACAAGUCCAUGGGAAAUUUUAUCAGACUUUCAUGUUGACCAAGUUGGUACCUGUGGUAGGAAAUGUUUGUGAGUCUAAUCUAGGAAUUGAUGAAGAUACAUCCAAAAUGAUAGCCAAAGAGGUUGACAUAAUUGUGAAUUCAGCUGCUAAUACAACUUUUGAUGAAAGGUACGAUAUUGCACUUGAUAUAAACACUGGAGGACCAAGCCGCCUUAUCAACUUUGCAAAACAAUGCCACAAUCUUAAACUCUUUCUACAAGUAUCUACAGCUUAUGUAAAUGGACAGAGACAAGGUAGAAUUAUGGAAAAGCCAUUCUGCAUUGGAGAUAGUAUAGCAAGGGAGAAUCUUCUCUCUGGAGUCAAUCACAACUCCUUCCCCUUUUUGAAUGUUGAAGAUGAGAUAAAGUUAGUUUUGGAGUCUAAACAAGCUCUAGACAAUAACUCAGUGUCUCAGAAAAUGAAAGAAAUUGGUUUAGAGAGAGCAAACAAAUUUGGUUGGCAAGACACUUAUGUAUUCACAAAGGCAAUGGGAGAGAUGAUGAUAGACAGUAUGAGAGGUGAUAUUCCGGUAGUUAUUAUUCGACCAAGUGUCAUUGAAAGCACCUACAAGGAACCAUUUCCAGGAUGGAUGGAAGGGAGCAGGAUGAUGGAUCCAAUCAUUUUGUACUAUGGUAAAGGGCAGCUCACAGGAUUUCUUGUAGACCCUAAUGGGGUUCUUGAUGUGGUUCCAGCUGACAUGGUUGUGAAUGCAACGUUGGCAGCCAUGGCAAAACAUGGGACAGAAGGAAAACCAGGAAGUAGUGUUUACCAGGUUGCUUCAUCUGCUGUAAAUCCAUUAGUCUUCAAGGACUUGGCAAGAAUGCUAUUUGAUCACUUCAAUCGUUCACCAUACAUUGAUUCCAAAGGAAGACCAAUUCAUGUUCCAAAGAUGACGCUGCUGAGAUCCAUGGAGGACCUGUCAUCCCACCUUUGGCAAGACGCCAUUAACAGGAGUGGCCUAACAGAUUUGGCUGAUCCAAACAGCAACUUGUCCAAGAAACUUGAGAAUAUCUGUAGAAAGUCAGUGGAGCAAGCAAAGUACUUGGCUAAUAUCUAUGAACCGUACACUUUCUAUGGAGGAAGAUUUGACAACAGCAAUACUCAGAGGUUGAUGGAAUGCAUGUCUAAAGAAGAAAGAUGGCAAUUUGGAUUUGAUGUAGAGAGCAUAGAUUGGAAAGAUUACAUCUCUAACGUCCACAUUCCAGGGCUAAGGAAGCAUGUGAUGAAAGGAAGAGGAUCAUGCAGUUAAUCCCAGUGUGCUCCUUUAAGUUUCUGCAUCUUACUGUAAUAGAAGUAUAGACUUGUGAUUUCCGGACAAAAUCAUACUUAAAAAGAACUUCCUGAUAAUCACUAAUGUAAUAUCAUUUCAAUUAAUAAAUCAAAUCACUGAUGUAAUAUCACUUCAAUGUAAGUCUACCAUGAAAAAUGUUUAGGGUUCUUCAGCUUCUA